Marchantia polymorpha subsp. ruderalis is the source of this 2427-nucleotide messenger RNA. The record is from the annotation of a GenBank genome assembly. Lineage: Eukaryota; Viridiplantae; Streptophyta; Marchantiopsida; Marchantiales; Marchantiaceae.
GAUCUGCGGCAGCUUGUCUGUUUGCAGGGGGCUCCGAUUUUCCGUGCACUGUGAGGGAGCGAGCGAGGGAGAGAGAGGACGAGGCGAAGAGAGGAGGAGAGACACGGCAAGGCAGGCACACGGCGACGACAAUGCUGCAGCCCUCCUCCUUCAUCACUUCCGAGCCUCCGACGCCGGCCGCAUUAUAUCAUCGAGAGGUGAGCGAUUCCAGCACGGGAGAUUGAAUCUGGACACCCCUUCGGUCUCGAUUUUGUUCGUCGUCUGUCUGAUCGCCUGCGGAUUCCCUGGACUCCUCCGUUCGGGACAGCCUUGUGGAUGAUGAGCUUUGGCCGACAGCAGAGGAAGAAGCAGAAGGAGAGGAAGACGCUCGCUUGCUCGGCGGAGGAAGACUCUCGAGCAGGCCGAAUUUGUCGAUUUGAAUUGAUCGUGGAAUCCGCCUUCCCCCCAGAAUCGAUCCACGCUUCGUGAAGCUGGCCGUCCACAGUGUACGUCGGGUCCCCUGGUUGAGUCGCUCUGCGCGCAGCCAUUCUUCAGGGGUGUCGAGAAUUUCGAGCCGGAAGAGCGAUCUUAGCUGAAUGUAAUCGAGGAUUUUGCAUUUGUGAAAAGUCUGCUUCGUAGAGAAUGGCUGGAGUAACAUCCCGAGAAGUAAAUAGAUCAGAGCAAGGCUUUAGCUUCUGGAGCGUGUUGGCUCAAAAGGCUAAGGCGGUUCUUCUAGAGGAUGGAAUUCCCUCUCAGCUACCAGACGAUUCCGAGAGGGAAUCGGAACCGCUGAAGAAGCCCGAGAGUCCUGCAAGAGAGCAGAUGCCAAGUUUGAAACAAACGCCACCUUCGUUGGUGAAGACGAACAGUAUGGGAAGGCCGCUCCAGAAGAGCUUGGAUGCAAUUGCUUCUUCACUUUCUUUGCUCGGUGAUACGCUCGGCACAGCAAUUGAGGGCGUGGGGGCCUGUGGUCGGAGGGUUCUACCAGGCGCCGCUUGCCAUGAAGGCUUGCAGUUGAUGGAAACAAAAACCCUCGGAUCACCAGACACAAACAAGUCAUUGCAAAGAAGUCCGUCAAUUUGGAGGAAGGUGGAAAAUGUCAGAAACAGUAAACAUAUUCUGAAAGCAGAUCCCUCUAUACCUCAAAGUCAAACCGAAGCGCAACUCAAGGCCUCUCGCGAUGUAGCUAUGGCUAUGGCCUCGAAGGCUAAGCUGUUGCUGCGAGAGCUUAAGGUAACGAAAGCAGAUAUGUCCUUCCUGAAAGAUAGGUGUGAGCAGCUGGAGGAGGAGAACAGGAGCUUACGUGAAGGUGCCAGUCAAGGCGAUGAUUUGGUGAGGGCACAAUUGGAGACCCUGCUGGCAGAGAAGCAACGGCUUGCACAGGAAAACGCCAACUACGCACGAGAGAAUCAGUUUUUGCACGAGGUAGUGGAGUACCAUCAACUCACUCUCCAAGACGUGGCUCUUCUGGACGAGAGUUUGACCGGAGCCGCAGAGGACUACUCGCCGAGAGGAAACUAUCACGACAGUUACGCGACGAGCACGAGCUCGAGCGACGACGAACACCACGUGAGCCACCAUCAAGUUUACAGGGAAUCGAACUUGAGACAUUACUCUUGAAAUCCAGACCUGCCGCCCUUGUCCAUCAUCUCGCUUCUCCCUACCCGUAUACGCCCCCCUCGCCUCCGAUCCAUGUUCAUAGUCUUCGUCCAAGCUUUCUGCGCUCGUAGCACUCCGGUUGGAGUUUUUCUUUCGACCCCUCGAUCCUUUUGUGUGUCUGUCUCCCAAGUAGACGAUCGUCCGCUCGUGUAUGCAGUUGGGAGUUGACCGAAACCCUCCGAUGUUUCAGAUGUUUACACCAGAUCCCAGACCCGGACUCUAUUUUUUACAAGUCCACAGAACUUGCUAAAUUCUCGACUUCUUCUUCAUCUUCAUUCAUGCAAUUUAUUAUCCUUUGCCUGAAACUGUACAGCAUCCCUCGUCCCUCUUUUGCCGAAAUACGGAGUCAUGAAGCGAGGCAAUCGAAUCGAUAGAUAGAGAAUUAUCAACGAUCAAAUAUAUAUCGCGUGCGGCUUUCCUCCUCUCCGUGCUGAAAUUCCGUGAUCCUGUACUGAACGCCACACCGAGAGAAGGCAGCAGGAGGAGCCUAGAGCCAGUAGGGAAGCGCUACCGCAGGUUCUUUAGUAUGUAGGUCUUUUGGAGGCAGUUUGGCGGUGGGCACAGCUAGAGCUCAUUCAAGACGAGCCAAUUACGUGCCGUUGUACUAAAGUUUGCAGUUUGCAGGUCUAUGUCAAGCUUGAACAGAAGAUCGAUCAUCAUCUUGUACAAUCUCCACACGGAACAUAGACGAUGCAGGAAAAGAUUCUUGAAUUAUUUAUGUUCUACCGGUAUUAUUUAAUUAUGGAAGAAGAGAAGCCGCUUGACCUUCUUUCAAAGUUGUUACCUUUA